AUACCCCGUACCUACCUCCACGGUUCACAUGCAACAGGGAUACAACAACGGUAUAGAUUGAUGCAAAGAAUUGAAAUAAAUAAAUAAAGGUCUCUCUCUCUCUCUCUGUGGUGUGUGUCCACAGUCCACAGCCCACAGCUCUGUUCCUCUAAUGGCUCUUGCCUCUGUUUCUCCUUCACCUCGAUACGUUGUUGGAUGCUGUUUAUUGAGUCUAUACUUGAUUCUGAUUCAAUCUCACGUAGCUACGUCGGCUCUACUGGUUGGUUUGAAGAAGCACCACAAGAAUAACAACCAGAACGGCAGACCAUAUAUCCAAUCCAACGAAACCGCCUGUAACCUGUUCGUUGGCAGUUGGAUUCGCGAUAAUACAUACCCGAUAUACCAGUCCUCCAACUGUCCCAUCAUCGACCCUGAAUUCAACUGUCAAAUGUACGGUCGACCGGACACCGAUUACCAGAAGUAUCGUUGGAAGCCUCUCGACUGUGAGCUCCCCAGGUUCAAUGGGCUUGAUUUUCUGGUGAGGAUGAGAGGGAAGACGGUGUUGUUCGUGGGGGAUUCGCUGGGGCGGAACCAAUGGCAGUCUCUGAUUUGUAUGAUAUCCACGGCGGUUCCACGGUCGCCGACCCAAUUGGUGAAAGGAGAUCCUCUGUCCACAUUCAAGUUUUUGGAAUACGGAGUGUCUGUAUCGUUCUACAGAGCUCCAUAUCUGGUGGACAUAGACGCGGUGCAGGGGAGGAGAAUUCUGAAACUGGAGGACAUUUCCGGUAAUGGGUACGCCUGGAGUGGUGCCGACGUUUUGUCUUUUAAUUCCGGACACUGGUGGACUCACAAGGGAGCUCUUCAAGGAUGGGAUUACAUGGAAUCAGGAGGAUUACUGUAUCAAGACAUGGAUCGUUUGGUUGCAUUCAAGAGAGGAAUGAGAACGUGGGCUAAGUGGGUUGACUCAAAUGUCGACAGAACCAAAACCAGGGUUUUCUUCCAAGCUAUCUCACCUACACACUACAACCCUGCAGAAUGGAAUUCAGCCGCUUCGGUGUCGAAGAAUUGUUACGGGGAGACAGCGCCUCUUAGUGGAGCAAUCUACCCAGGAGCCUACCCAGAUCAGACGAGGGUAGUCCAGGCCGUGUUGAGAGACACGAGCACCCCCGCCUAUCUGCUCGACAUUACGACCUUGUCGGAGCUCAGGAAAGACGGUCACCCUUCCAUCUACAGCGGGGACUUCAGCCCCGAACAGAGGGCAAACCCCGAUCGAUCUGCCGACUGUAGCCAUUGGUGCCUCCCAGGCCUACCCGAUACAUGGAAUCAACUAUUCUACACUGCAUUGUUCUUCUAAUUAGUCGAACUAUACAUGUAGAAUUUUGUCAUUCACUUUGAUUGGCGUUAAAAGCUUUGUCAUAAGAUGAUUGAUUCCUCUCUCAAGAAUUAAAAACCACAUUCUCGCUAA
Molecule: messenger RNA, 1444 nt
Organism: Nelumbo nucifera (sacred lotus)
Lineage: Eukaryota; Viridiplantae; Streptophyta; Magnoliopsida; Proteales; Nelumbonaceae
Gene: PMR5
Product: Pmr5/Cas1p GDSL/SGNH-like acyl-esterase family protein (DUF828)
Cellular component (GO): Golgi apparatus
Molecular function (GO): O-acetyltransferase activity
Source: RefSeq, a predicted model, not a curated record